CCAUAGGCAACACUAGUGAACUUUACCCCGGAGGAUCACAAGAAGCCAGUGAUCUUCACUGCCGAUCGCCGUGGCUCGACAGAGCAGAAAGACACAACAGUCUGCCUCUAAAUAACAUUCCUUUUGCCUACCCCGAUUCGAUUUUGAUGUUUGUAAUCCCGACCGAUCGGUUUCUUCUGGAUGGCGUGUUUCGAUCUUCGUGACCAUCAAGCAUGGCUUCCACCUACUCCGGCGGAAUCUUCGAUAGUUUAGGCAAAUUCUAUGUAUCCGUGGCCAUCGUGUGGUCGGUCGCCCUUCUCGUCGGCUCCGUCUUCCUUGUCGUCAAUCGCCAUGAGCAAUGCAUUCGCAUUCGAAACCUACCUCUCGCCCUGAGCGCGGUAUCAUGUCUUCAUAUCUACUGGAUUCUUUGCAUGUUGGCUUACACGAUGGCCGGUGAAUACCCCUGCGGUGUGGAGUACUGGAUCAUGAGUGUUUACCUGCCGCUGGGAAUCGCUCUAUUCCAAGCCAACAGCAUGCAACUCCUAAGCGUCUCCGGCAUUCAAGAGAAGAUGCUCCAAACCGCACACCAACCGCAGAGAGCCAGGUACAGUACUGGUUCGAAAGGUCCCAGUCAAUACUGGCGUCAAUGGAAGCAAAUGAACUUGGUCCACCGGACGGAAGUGGCUAUUGCGGUGGGAAUGGCAGUCCAAUUAAGUCUGUCGCUCUCUAUCUACCUCGCGUCUCGAAAGUUCCAUGGCUUCGGCAGCUUCUCCCAACAUGGCAGUCUUGCGGAGUGUCGGCGAGGUCCUGAAUGGAUCCCCUCAAUUCUGUGGCAAUUGUUCUGGUCUUGGAUAUUUGCGCCGUGCGUUCUCUGGAAGAUUCGCAAGAUUCGCGACAUACAUCACUGGAGGCUUCAAAUCACACUCUGCGUCAUCGCCGCGUUACCAGGUUCGCCCUUGUGGUUUAUAGCGCUCAAUUCGACCUCCGGGGCUUGGGCAACCGUUAAUCGGUACUGGGUACCAGCUCUUUGGUUUACUCCGGGCAUUGUGGCGAUGGAGGGCGUUACAAUCUUCUUUCCAUGUUACGAGCUUAUCGUUUCCCGAAAGCAGCGAGAUCGCAUCCUUGGAGAGAUUCGAGCCUGGAACGAGAAGAAAGGUGCCGAUAGCGAGUCGGAUUCGGGGACGUCGAGAUCGCAGGCUGGCUCCAGCCGCAUGCCUGAGCUGUACUCCAUAAAGGCGUUGGAGAAGUGUCUAUCGGAAGACUCCCAUGCCCUGCUCCACUUCGCUGCGGCCAAAGAAUUCAGCGGCGAGAACAUUAUCUUCUUGAAUUACGUGCGGGACUGGAAGGCCACCUGGGCCAGGAUCAACGCUUCGAAUCCCGAAUACGAUUGGAGCCGCGAUCCUCAAUAUCACCGGCUUCAUUUCUUCAAGAUUGCGGUCGAGAUCUAUAGCGCCUGCGUCAAUUUGAAAACGGCGGAAUUCCCGAUCAAUGUCGAAUCGCGGAUCUACUCGGAUUUAACGAAAAUGUUUGGGGAGGCAGUGCAAAGUUCCGGUCGGCGUAUGUCAAGAGGCGCCGCAACACACAUGGAAGAAGACACUCGGGCUCUGUGUCUGGAUGAAAAUCCGUACGUGAGCCAGAGUAUCAUGCAUAUCAAAUCCCGGGUUCCCGACUCAGUUGUGGUUCCUCCAGACUUUGGGAUUUCUGCUUUUGACGAGGCCCAGAAGUCCAUCCUCACUCUGGUGUUCACUAAUACCUGGCCUAAAUUUAUUGAUUCUUCGAGCGACGACUUGUCCAUCAAAUUUUGAGUAAAGAUACAGCAGUUCCGGCAUGGCUUUUUGGUUUGGGGUUCUGGUUCGGGGGUCUAUGGUAAUUUACUAUUAGGUACAAAUGAGG
Molecule: messenger RNA, 1872 nt
Organism: Aspergillus caelatus
Lineage: Eukaryota; Fungi; Ascomycota; Eurotiomycetes; Eurotiales; Aspergillaceae
Exons: 5
Coding region: 213-1784 (523 amino acids)
Source: RefSeq, a predicted model, not a curated record